Messenger RNA from Uloborus diversus, 2151 nucleotides. Its product is annotated as peroxidasin homolog pxn-1-like. NCBI's taxonomy places the organism in Eukaryota, Metazoa, Arthropoda, Arachnida, Araneae, Uloboridae. Gene Ontology annotation, biological process: response to oxidative stress. The transcript is spliced from 14 exons. Gene Ontology annotation, molecular function: peroxidase activity; heme binding. The record is from RefSeq and is a predicted model, not a curated record. Bases 1 to 2151 code for a protein of 716 amino acids.
AUGGGUGAUUUAAACUCGGUCACUUGCUGCAUAUGGGUAUUGAUGUCUACUCUUCUGACGUCUGGUAUGGUGUUGAUUCCUCCAAAGUUACAUGAUUCGUCGUCGCAGGAUUACGACUUGAACCAGUUGAACUGGACCUCAAUAUAUGAUUCUUCAGACCCAUCAAGUUAUCUAGCUCUUGUUCACGAUCCAAAUGAAGAAGAGUUUAUGAUGCAUCAUAUUUCAAGAAAUUUAUUGGACGUCACGAAGGAUCUUCUCAAUUACUCGCCACGAUCUGCUGUAGUUGAACUGAACGUAAAUCAACGUCUGAAUGUUUUGCAAAGUCUGCAACCUAGAGACAUCGAAGGAUUUCUUUCUCAACAAGCUGUUGUCAUUCCUCCUCAACAAAAGUUGACUUGUCACCAAGGUACUCAAUACUAUAGAACAUUCGAUGGAUCAUGCAAUAAUUUUUAUAAUCCAUGUUGGGGUAAAACUGAACAGCCUUACAGACGAUGGUUACAGCCAGCUUACGCAAAUGGUGUGGAUGAGCCAAGACGACGAGCGAAUGGUUUUCCUCUUCCAAAUCCACGCCAUGUAUAUCAGUGGGUGUCCAGUCAGUUUGAGCAAACGCAAGAAACGGCGCAUCCUUACAUGAGUAACUUAGUUAUGGUAUGGGGGCAAUUAGUGGCUCACGAUAUUGUAUUAACUCCAGCUGUUACCAUGAAAGUUUGGGAUGGACAGAAGUUCAAGAAUGAAAAGCCCAAUUGCUGCGAUCCAACAACUCCUCAUCCUGACUGCAUGCCAAUCAUGGUCGAUUUUGAUGAUAGUUUUUACACUUCGGGACACUGCAUGAAUAUAGUUAGAUCUAUAGCAUACACGUACAGUCCGAAUUCUUGCUCUCCAUUAAAGCUAGGUACGCCUCGGGAGCAAUUGAACCAGAUAACCAGCUUCUUAGAUGCUUCUCUUGUAUAUGGUACAUCAGAGAAAGAAAUGAGAAUGCUGAGAGAAAAUGAUGGUUUAGGAGCAAAAUUAACUAUGGAUUACUCUUCACGAUGGAGCAAACCGCUUCGGAAGAAUGCGACAAACUGCAAGUCAUGGAACAGUGUAUGUGAUAAAAGGUGUUUUUUGACAGGUGAAAAACGUGCAAAUGAAAAUCCAGUUCUUGGUUCGCUGCACACUAUCUGGGCUAGAGAACAUAACCGUCUAGUUGAUUUGUUACGAAUAAGAGGAUGGCCCGAAGAUACUCUCUUCCAUGUAGUUAGAAAAAUUGUUGGAGCUCUUUUUCAACACAUCACUUAUAAGGAGUAUAUACCUCUUAUUAUCGGAACUUCUCUUGCGGGAGCGAUGCAGCUAAGUGUUCCUACUAACAACUAUCAGUAUAAUCCAACAGUUGAUCCAACCAUUUUCAAUUCCUUCGCCACAGCAGCUUUUCGGUAUGGACACAGCAUGAUUGGAUCCCAAACGAAACGGAGGGGUCGAACUCUGAGAAGCAGUCCUUUCCUAAGCCAAGACUUUUUUUCCAUGGAUGAUUUUUGCCCAAUAGAGGAAGAUCCCGUAGCCAACCUAAUUAAUGCUCAAUUGGACCAAAUAGUACAAAAAGUAGAUUGCUUAUUUUCAAAACAGGUAACAAACCACUUAUUUUCUAAAGAUAUCAACGGCAGAGGGUUGGAUCUUUUUUCACUUAAUAUCCAAAGAGGACGAGACCAUGGCAUUCCUCCCUACAACAAAUGGCGAGAGAGUUGUGGCCUUCCUAAAGCAAAUGAUUACUCCGACUUGAAAGGCAUCAUUCCAGACUAUAUCUUAGAAAGAUUAAAAUAUGUUUACGGCCCAGGUCAAAUAGAUGAAGUAGACCUUUUUGUUGGAGGGGUGUCAGAGUUUCCAGUCAAUGAUGGCAUUCUAGGUCCUACUUUUACAUGCAUCGUUGCGAAUCAGUUUAAAAACUUGAAAUUUGGAGACAGAUUUUGGUAUGAAAAUACUAAUCAUCCCGGAGCGUUCACUAAUGAACAAAUAGAGUCAAUACGGAAGACCACGCUUGCUUCUUUAUUAUGCCGGAACUCUAAUAUCCAGGAAAUACAACGGAUGGCAUUUAUUUUACCUUCGAACGAGAAUCCAAUGACGUCUUGCGAGAUAAUUGUCCAGCAAGCUGACAUAGACAUCAAUAUUUGGCAAUGA